Molecule: messenger RNA, 2226 nt
Organism: Lymnaea stagnalis (great pond snail)
Lineage: Eukaryota; Metazoa; Mollusca; Gastropoda; Lymnaeidae
Source: the annotation of a GenBank genome assembly
CCUAGAAAACAAAUGAUGCACGUUAUAUCAGCUAUGACAAGAAUUAUAAUCUAUGAAAUGAAACAUUAAAAAAGAUUGGUUGAAUUUACAAGAAAAUGAAGUCAUCUGCAACAGUACAUCCCAUCCAUGGGAUUGUGAAGCUCCCUAGAUACCUCCACGGCGAUCUCCAAGCCUUGCCAACAUACCCAUGGAUGUUUCAUUGGCCAAUGAAUGCUUACGAACGUGCACGCAAAACUGCAGGAGUACCGUUUUCAAGUCCAGUCACAAACUACCCGUACAAAAAGGUACUUAAUACUAAUAUGGGUAAGAGAUUCUAUUGUGUCUUAUUUAUUUAGCCCUAAAAAAAUGGCAUCACAAUUUACCUAUGAUUUAGUCUGGACAAGGCGAUGACAAAUAGACAAUUUCCACCUGUUCGGUUGACGUGUCUGAAAAAGAGAAACCAGAAACCUCAAAGCAAUUGAAUAGAUGUUUGUCUUACGCCAAUGCACAGCUGUAAUGCACACGUCUUAAUUAUUAUCAGUUAUUUAUUUAUUUGAAAGCUUUGCCAGGAAAGUGGUUUGCCAGGAAAGUGAUUUCAAUGCGUUUUAUUUUAAAUUUUUCGUUAAAUGCAUGGUUUCUUUUAUGGUAAGUUUUACAGGGAAUCGAAAGCGGAAUCCAAUGCUGUUACGUCAGUCAAUAUAGAUAACUUCUUCAGUUUACAUUCAAUAUUUUGUAUCCAUUAUUUGAUGAUUUUUUUUUCAAUUGAUCAAAUAAAUAUAACAAUUUCAAAGGACUAUCAGAUACGGGACUACAGGGCAGAAGGUAGAACUCAUCCAGCGUUUUUGGACCUCCGAGGCGGCCCAGGAAAUAUGAAGAACGUGACAGAUUAUGAUGCUACACCCACUCCUUUCCCACAAAUAUUUGAAGAGGAGACCUUCAACAUAUAUGGUAGUUUCAAUUGUUUUACGUGUCAUUCUUACUAUUGGAGACUGGAGUAUGUCAAUGAUUUGGUCAAGAAAAUGUAAAUAGACAAAAUUCCUUUAGUAAUUUUUUUUUUCUUUACCAGACGAUGUAAAAUAACAUUUCUUCUUCUUCUAUAUAUUAAGGGCACACGAUAAAUGUAUUGAUCAUUCUGGCUCCUAUGUAUGUAGAGCGGAUUCGCAAUGUUUGUGUGCCUGGUAUUGAAGAGGAUAUUUCACUGGUUUCAAGGGCUACAACGGGAAAUGGGGGUUGGAAGGCCUGAGGCAAUAGACGCAAAUGUGUCAAGUGUUGUCGCCUCAACUGUUCCUUUAGGAAGCUUGUUUCCACCAACGCAGCUGUUUCUAUAGCCAUAUUUAUAAAAGAACAAGAUUUUUAUUAACACAGCCCGAGAAUUGUGAUCGAUUAUUGAAAUGAGUUUUCCAUAAUGUGUGUGCGUGAAUGGAAUGCUCUUCCCUUGAUUACCUUGACUAAGAGCCAUUUACCUUGACUAGGGGCCAUUGAGAAACGAAAAUGUAUCCCUUAUCUAACUGUGUAGUAUGAACGUGAUGCACACCUUGCUCUCAUGCCCUAUUAUUAUUAGUGGUGGUUUUAUGUAGCGCGGUACCCCAGACUAGGGCUGGGCUCACCAUGCUGUAAAUACAAUUUAACAAACAUAUCAUGAACUUUAAAAAAUUAACAUACAUUAAUUAAAUAAAAUGUAUCUAUCUGGUCAAAUGGUAGCUCAAAAGGCUUUGUGUAAAGCCUUUUCUGAAAGGGGCAUUCUAAUUUAGGAAGAGAUCAGUGCAUUAUGGGAGUGAAAUCUUGCAUAUCAUGAAAUCCCCCCAUUCCUAAUUAAUUCACUGGUUGCUGAAGUUGUGGACUAAUUUUCUUUAAAUUAUUAUUAUUUAUAAGUAGGAGGAUAUUUUUGGUUGGUACCAAAAUGAGGCAAAAUGUAACUACAUUUCAUUGUAAGUAAUAAAUCCCAUUACUGACAGUGUGUUUGAAUGACAUCCUCAAUGGUUCGAAUGAGGGAUAAUAUUUAUAAUUGAUUUUUCCGGUAGUCUGGACGGUUAAAUUUUAUUUAGUAACACUAACUGUCUUUGUUUUACUGUCUAAAUCAGCGGCCAACAAACAUAAGGCGGCAGUCAAGGCGGAUGAGAAGAUUUAUGACGACUGGAUGAUGCUUUAUGGAAAGAAAUACCACUAUCUCAUUAGUUAAGCUUUUAUAAUGUCAACCCUCAUCAUAAGUGGCAGAAAAAUGACGCGAGACGCAUUUGAAAUAAACAC